Molecule: messenger RNA, 568 nt
Organism: Marmota flaviventris (yellow-bellied marmot)
Lineage: Eukaryota; Metazoa; Chordata; Mammalia; Rodentia; Sciuridae
Source: RefSeq, a predicted model, not a curated record
GCAGGGGGCCGAGCAGUCGCAAGCGCGGAGAAGGGGUGACCCCGCGGUAGGUAAUAAAUCGCAUUACUCAAGAUGUCUUCAGCUCCUGAGCCACCAACACUUAAAAAGGAAUCACCCAAAGAGAAAGACUUUCCAAAUCCAGGGCUCAGAGGGGUACGCACGACGACCUUAUUUCGAGCUGUGAAUCCAGAGCUCUUCAUUAAGCCUAACAAACCUGUAAUGGCUUUUGGAUUGGUCACCCUUUCACUUUGUGUGGCUUAUAUUGGUUAUCUACAUGCAACACAAGAGAAUAAAAAGGACCUCUAUGAAGCAAUUGAUAGUGAAGGGCACAGUUAUAUGAGGAGAAAAACUUCUAAAUGGGAUUAAAGGGCUGGUUACUGCAGUGGAACUUUAUUAAAGGCUCUGAAAUCUUCAAAUGAAAACUUUGCAAGUGUACAGAAUCAUAUUUCUUAUUCUAGAAUAUGUUAAUGAGAAGAAAAGGUAGCAGUUGUAGCCAAAUGACUGCAGUAAAUUUUAUCCCCAUACAGCUGCAGCCACUGUCUUAUUUUCUUUCCACAGAAAGAGCAUC